AUGAAUCUGAAGCUGUUAUUGAUCUUGUUUAAUAUGCUAAACUUGGUUCGUUUAUCAAAAAAAAAACAACAAAUUGAAAAUUUCUGAAUUUUGGAAACUUCUUUUUCAAGCGUAUAGUUAGAAUUUUAAUUUGUUUUGAAAUUCUAAAAAAUCUUUUCAACCAGUCAAGUCUAUUAAUUACAGAUAUUUUUAAAUUUAAAUUACAGAUUCUAGGCGACAAAAUUGCUACUUUCCCAGGGACUCUUCUAGCUUCUAAUUAUAGCACUCAAUUUUCUCACAUCAUCGGAAUAAGUGUAGAAGAAUGUGCUUUAAAAUGUUUGUCAAACAUUGAUUGUGUUGCUUUUCUCAUUGCAGAAAAUUGUUCAAUAUAUACUUUCGAUCAAUUGAUUAGUGUUCAAAAUGUUGUUUCUGCAAAUGAAACUGUUGGAAUCAAAGUGAGAAAAAAAAUCAACGAAAUUUCCCAAGUCUUCAAAUUUUUCAGAUAAAUGGAAGUGAUAGUGAGACAUGUCCCUCAUCUUUCAGUUCUUUAAACUUAACUGGCAGUGUUAGAGAGCUGAGCUAUGAAUUCAUAACUACAAACACUCCUGGCUUAUUCAAUUUCAGUCAAUCAAGUUGUCCAAAUGAUUGGAAAUUGUUUAGAAGAGUUCGUGGAUAUUACUGUAUCAAACCAUAUUUUUUUGAUCGUUAUUUAAUUUACAACAAAUCAUUUUGCAACCCUUAUUCAUCAUAUUUGAGUGGUUUUGAUAACCAAAACGAGGUUGAUUAUAUUUAUACCGAAAUGAUCAAUGAGUUCCCAGAUAUUACUGGAGCUGAAAGUUUAGCAAUUGAUGGAAACAGAAAUAUAUCAUGUUACAAUAAUACAACAAUUUCUUGCAAUGAUUUCGAAUGGACUAAUAAUUAUUCAUCUUAUCCAACAUUUAUCAAUUGGAAUACAGGUCAACCAAGUGGUGAAACAAGAGAAGGAAUUCAGGAGAAUUGUUUGGCUUUUAGAGCAUUUUUGGGUCCGAUAUAUUAUGCAAAUGAUAUAAUGUUAGUUUGAAAAUUUUUUUUGUGUUAUCUAAAGUUUUUUUUUUCAGAUGUAGCGACAAAGUUAGAGGAUAUGUUUGUGGAAAACCAGUUGGUGAUUGGGACGAAUAA
This is a messenger RNA of Caenorhabditis angaria, 1137 nucleotides long. Lineage: Eukaryota; Metazoa; Nematoda; Chromadorea; Rhabditida; Rhabditidae. The record is from the annotation of a GenBank genome assembly.